This is a messenger RNA of Phodopus roborovskii (desert hamster), 1510 nucleotides long. It is a transcript of the gene Ccdc159, whose product is annotated as coiled-coil domain containing 159. The transcript is spliced from 12 exons. The record is from RefSeq and is a predicted model, not a curated record. The coding region runs from base 95 to 1330 and encodes 411 amino acids. NCBI's taxonomy places the organism in Eukaryota, Metazoa, Chordata, Mammalia, Rodentia, Cricetidae.
GGCCUCCCUGCGUUUUACAGCGAUGGUGUCCCCAUGGGAUCAAAACUUCAGCGUCAUAGCUGGGGACUGGCUUCGUGGUCCCUGAUGGGAGAGCAUGAACAGGUGCGACCCUCUUUUGGCCGGCCUACCCCGGGACCCUGAUUUCAGUGUAUCCCAUCUCUGCUCGCCUCCUUCACUCUCCAUCACAUCUUGGCCUGCCAACAGGAAGAGGGACAGGGCUUUGGACUGUAUGACUCGCUGGUCCAGGACCUUGGAGCCAGAGAUCGUGAACGCUGCUUCAGAACAAGCAUCAAGGACUGUGGCCUGGAGGCCAGAGUGGGACUCAACGCCUCAGCCUCAUGAGGGAACCUCCUAUUCCAACUCAGACCUGCACAAGGAACAUUAUAAUGACCAGGACCUUGUGAAGAGGAACCACAGCACAACCAAGAAGUCCCUGGAGCCCGGCUCUUCGAAAGUAAAAGUUAAGGACACCAUGCUAAUCCCUGACUCUCAGAAGCUCUUGAGAUGUGAACUAGAGUCCCUCAAGACCCAGUUGCAAGCUCAGACAAAGGCUUUCGAAUUCCUGAACCACUCUGUGACCUUGCUGGAGAAGGAGAGCUGCCUACAGCAGAUCAAAAUCCAGCAGCUUGAAGAAGUGCUGAGCCCCACAAGCCGCCAAGGAGAGAAGGAAGGCCGUAAGUGGGAUGCAGACCAGAGUCAGCAGGAACUUUAUGGGGCCCUGGCCCAAGGCCUGCAGGGAUUGCAGAAGACACUGAGGGACAGUGAGGAGCUCCAACAAGCCCGUACUACUCGCUGCCUGCAGCUAUUGGCCCAGGAGAUCCGGGACAGCAAGAAGUUUCUGUGGGAGGAACUGGAGCUGGUGAGGGAAGAAGUGACUUUCGUCUAUCAGAAGCUCCAGGCCCAGGAGGAUGAGAUCUCAGAGAACCUCUUGAAUAUCCAGAAGAUGCAGAAAACACAGGUGAAAUGCCGGAAGGUUCUGACCAAGAUGAAGCAGCAAGCUUAUGAGCCAUCUUCAUGGCCAGAGGCUGAAGAGGUACCAGCAGAAGGCAGUAGCUGCUGGAAGGAUGACUUACAGAGGGAGCUGAGUGAUAUAUGGUCUGCUGUCCACCGUCUGCAGAGCUCCAUCGACUGUCUUGCCUUGUCUGUGGGCACCAGGCCCAGGGCCUCCAGUCUCAGGGGCCACAAGGGACACCAGUGCCUGAGUUCUCAGUACCCCUCCUGGGACUCCGAUUCUGACUGGGAGACACCUGUCAGCAAGAGUGGAUCCUACCCUCCUGGUACAGACCCUCCUCCGCCCCUCUCCAUUCCUUACCAUCUGGCCCCCUUGUGAUUCCCAAAGCCUUGAGGCUGGCACUCUGUCUGAGCAUCUGGUCCUUGUCUGGCAACCCUGAGUUCUCCUGGUUAAAGCCAGACCAUGACCUACCUUCUCUCCCUAUAGCUUGAGCAGCUGGGACUGCUUGCCCUGAAGACCCCUCCAGAGAGAAAAUAAACUAGCUGAGACCUUCCUCCA